Messenger RNA from Aspergillus wentii DTO 134E9, 1217 nucleotides. RefSeq lists its product as uncharacterized. The record is from RefSeq and is a predicted model, not a curated record. NCBI's taxonomy places the organism in Eukaryota, Fungi, Ascomycota, Eurotiomycetes, Eurotiales, Aspergillaceae. Bases 70 to 963 code for a protein of 297 amino acids. The transcript has a single exon.
CUUUUUUCCCAACCAACUAUUUAUCAAUUUUAUCUAAGUAUUUAUCAAUUCUAUCAACCUGCAAUCAAAAUGUCCAACAUGAUGAACAAGGUCAAGGAGGCCAUGCACCACGGUCACCACGCCAACACCCAGGGAAACACAACUUUGUCCGGCAACAACGGACCUCACGCCUCCAACGUUGAAAACAGGGUUGAUCCUCGCGUCGACAGUGGUCAAAGCACUGGCUACGAGAAUCCAUCCUCUACUCAGACCCAUGGCCCUCACGACAGCAACAUCGCCAACAAGGCCGACCCCCGCAUCGACAGUGACCGUUCCAACCAAGCUUCAGGACUUGGAACAGGCGGACCUUCUGGUCAGGGAACUGGCUACACCUCUGGUCAAGGAACAGGCGGACCUACUGGUCAGGGAACGAACUUACCUACCGGCCAGGGAACUGGAUACACCUCUGGUCAAGGAACCGGCGUACCCGCUAGCCAGGGAACUGGCUACAACACUGCUCCGUCGGGCGAGCAAGCCGUCCACGAUCGCUCCACCGGUCCUGCCUCUGACACCGCGGGUCCCUACUCCUCCAACGUCGGCAACAAGCUCGACCCCCGGGUCGACAGCAAUCUCGACAGUAACCAGAACCAGAUGCCGGGUACCGCGCCUCCCACUCAAAGCGGCACUACCUCUACCGCUCAAUAUUCAUCAUCCGAAUCCGAGAACAAAAACUUCAGUUCCGAGGUGCACAAGUCCAGCCUUGGUGGUGCAGGUGUGAUCCCAGCUUCUGGAAGCAGCGGACCUACCUCGACCAAGACAUUCGAUCCCCAAGGCACGCCCGCUGGUAGCAGCUACAAUGCGCCUGGAAGUGGAAAUGCGACGCAGACUGCUGGCCCUCAUCAGAGCGAUACCGCCAAUAAGCUGGAUCCCAGAGUGGACUCAGACUUGGAUGGAUCCCAGACUAUGGGUACUCAGCGUACCUAAGGGGGCUUGGCUUUGGCCUUUCUAAAUUGACGUGUAUGAUAUUAUGAGCAAAUGGCUUCAUGUAUGAUGUUAUGAGUUGAUGGACUUUGUGAAUUUCAUUGGCGUGCAACAUCUCUGAUAUUAGUUUAUCCCCAAAAGUAUGUCAAUUAAGAAAUCAGUUUAUCAACCUAAGUUUGGUCGGAUAGAGUAAAUAAUUUCUGAUUGUCCUUGUCAAAAAUCAGUGACUCGUUAAUGGAGUAACUCCUUCAUCUGAU